This is a messenger RNA of Homalodisca vitripennis (glassy-winged sharpshooter), 1422 nucleotides long. RefSeq names its product chymotrypsin-like elastase family member 2A. Lineage: Eukaryota; Metazoa; Arthropoda; Insecta; Hemiptera; Cicadellidae. The record is from RefSeq and is a predicted model, not a curated record. The transcript has a single exon. Bases 96 to 1400 code for a protein of 434 amino acids. Gene Ontology annotation, biological process: proteolysis. Gene Ontology annotation, molecular function: serine-type endopeptidase activity.
UACUCCAGUUAAUUUCAAAAUUAUGAGUCCAUAAAAAUUUUCAGUUUCACAAUUAGUCAAACCCCCCCCCAAAUUCCUGCACAACUUGCAAUAGCAUGUGUAAUGUCAAUUUUUCUUUAUUUGCGCUGAUUUGGUUUACUGGACGGUUGUGUGGUUACGGAACAGUGCAGGACCACGUGGAAGGCAAAGGAAAAGGUUAUAAUAACGAGAGUAAUCGAAGUACUUCUACGGCAGUAAAUAUAGCAUUUACAGUUAAUAAAUCUGUGAAUAGUGAGUAUAUUCUUACAGAUUUGGAUGUCACCUUUGAUAAUACGUCUAGCACGCCAUUUGUUUUGCAGGAAGGUCUUAAUUUAAACAGAACGGCAAAUGAUACAGAAUUCAGUAUUGGAGUUUUAAAUGAUAAUGAACACAAAAAUAUUCAUUACAGUAAUGUUUCCUUGAACGGCUCUGCUAGUCAGAGCGAUGGUUUCUUUACGCCGUUCUUUCCGCGAAACCGAGCAGACGCGUUUAAUGUGUCCAGUCCCACGGAGAGUCCGUACUCCGUGUUACUUGUGUCGCUGUUCGGUGCACAGAAGGAAAUCAUGGGUUUGUGUACAGGAUCCUUGCUGACUGCGGAGUGGGUACUCUCUGCCGCUCACUGUAUCACCAGCAGGCAGCCUAAAAUUACCGGUGUCAAAGUUUACGCUGGAGGGUACUCGUUCCAGGAAGUGAUAGACGAGAAGCCGGCAUCUGGGUCUCAGACUUUGAUGAGUGACGAGUUCUACCCGCAUCCCAAGUACAGGAGCGGCGUCAGCGAUUACGACAUCAGCGUCAUAAAAACUGAGAAAAAAUUCAAACUGACGAAGACUGUGAACACGGUAAAACUGUCGCCACGACCGUGGACUUACCACAGCUACUUCGAGUGCGAGUUCACGGGGUUCGGGAGAGUACAGAUCGGCGAAACGAACGCAGAUGAUAAGGUGAGGAAGACGCACAUUCUCGCGGUGAAGAAUCCUUGUCUUUGCUCCUUCAGAAUGAAAGCGGCCUUCGGUCCUUCGGCGGUGUCGAGGUACUUGUGUACGAAGCCCGAGGCGGACGUCGGCGUGUGUUCCGGUGACUCAGGAGGAGGACUGCUCUGUGAUGGCGAGGUCAAGGCUGUGGCGAUGCAGCUGGUGCAGUUGGAGAACAUCAAGACCUGUGAUGUUGGGCGGAUAGGUAAAUUGCAGUGUGGCUCUCCAAGGGUAUUCAGCAUUUUCCAAGACACGUGCCCCUUUGUAAGAUGGAUCAACUCGUACGUUAAAUUACUAAACAACUCCGAUAUAUCACCAAACUGUGUAGAACCUAAAGGCCACUGUGGGUGCAUAACAUAUAAUUUACCAACUCUAGUAUCUGUACUGAUAAUACAGUUCAUUUUUCUUUAAUAAAGAUUGUUUUGUGAAUGUC